UUCAACAUUCAGUUAAUGCCCACUGUAAGCUCUUUCCAACACUAAUAAUUCUAUCGUCUAACCGUUGUUAUCGAUAAGCGCUCAUUUUCUGAUUGCUCGUUCGCAAAAAAUAAACACUUUUCCGGCAUUUAAAAAUGUUUUCACUGCUUCAUAAAGAGGAAAAUGCGCACGAUAGUCCGCUGUGGGCGUGCACCUGGGGACGCGACACUGCCGCCCCAGAUCCGGAUGACGCGGGCACGGAGCCAGAAGAGGAGAAUCCCUUUGAUUUCGACAAGAAGGAGGCGCGCCCAAAGGAUUUCAUAGUCACUGGCGGCCUGGACGACUUGGUAAAGGUGUGGGACUUGCAGGAGGACAACACGCUAAAGUUGCGCCACAAACUGAAGGGACAUGCUCUGGGAGUCGUUUCUGUGGCCGUUAGUUCCGAUGGACAGACCAUUGCCAGCAGCUCUCUCGAUUCCACGAUGUGUUUGUGGGAUGCGCGAUCAGGCGACAAGAAACACCUGCUGACCUUUGGGCCCGUUGAUCUCUGGACGGUGAAAUUUUCCCCCUGCAACAAAUACGUGAUAUCCGGACUGAAUGACGGCAAAAUCUCCAUGUACAGUGUGGAAACCGGAAAGGCAGAGCAGACAUUAGAUGCCCAAAACGGCAAAUACACGCUUAGCAUUGCCUACAGUCCUGAUGGCAAGUACAUUGCCAGUGGAGCCAUCGAUGGUAUCAUCACCAUUUUCGAUGUGGCCGCGGGCAAGGUGGUUCAAACAUUGGAAGGACACGCGAUGCCAGUGCGCAGCCUGUGCUUUUCGCCAAACUCGCAGAUGCUGCUCACUGCCUCGGAUGAUGGCCACAUGAAGCUUUAUGAUGUCACGCACUCGGACGUUGUGGGCACCCUUUCCGGGCACGCCUCGUGGGUGCUGUGCGUGUCCUUCUCCGAGGACGGCAAGCACUUUGCCAGCUCAUCCAGUGAUAACAGCGUGAAAAUAUGGGAUACCUCGGAGCGCAAGUGCCUACACACAUUCGCCGAGCACACAGAUCAGGUGUGGGGCGUGCGAUAUAGCCCCGGAAACGACAAGGUCGCAUCUGCCUCCGAAGACAAGUCACUAAACAUAUACUACUGCCCGCCCAAUGCCAUUGUUUGAUCACCAUUUUGUACAAUAAAGCGUAGGUUUAAAACAAA
This is a messenger RNA of Drosophila santomea, 1171 nucleotides long. RefSeq names its product WD repeat-containing protein 61. The transcript is spliced from 5 exons. Gene Ontology annotation, cellular component: Cdc73/Paf1 complex. The record is from RefSeq and is a predicted model, not a curated record. Gene Ontology annotation, molecular function: protein binding. Bases 135 to 1133 code for a protein of 332 amino acids. NCBI's taxonomy places the organism in Eukaryota, Metazoa, Arthropoda, Insecta, Diptera, Drosophilidae.